Messenger RNA from Camellia sinensis, 1212 nucleotides. RefSeq names its product TIP41-like protein. The record is from RefSeq and is a predicted model, not a curated record. Gene Ontology annotation, cellular component: cytosol. Lineage: Eukaryota; Viridiplantae; Streptophyta; Magnoliopsida; Ericales; Theaceae. Gene Ontology annotation, biological process: TOR signaling.
AAAGGGGCACAGAGAGGGAGAGAAGAGAGAAAACGAGAGAGAGACAGAGAGAGAGAGAGAGAGAAAGUGCCGUAAUAUAUUUUGAGAAGGUUACAGUGGUAGAAGACGGUGGUGGCCGGCGGUGCGAUCGGGAAUGGAGUUGGAAGUGGACGAGACCGAGCUCAAAGCCGCCGGAGCUCAGCUUCUUCCGGAAGGACGCGUUGGACUCUUCAUACAUGGUUGGGAGAUCGAGUCUCGCAAGCGUCCCAUUCUCAACUCUCUCCACCUCCAACAGUGGGAGCAUAAGCUUCAAACAUCCCACUUUCCAGAGAUGGUUUUUGGGGACAGUUCUUUGGUUCUUAAACAUGUCAGUAGUGGCAUUAAGAUUCAUUUUAAUACAUUUGAUGCUCUAACUGCCUGGAAGCAGGAAGCAUUGCCACCAGUUGAAGUUCCUGCAGCUGCAAAAUGGAAAUUCAGAAGCCAACCCUUCCAGCAAUUGGAUUAUGACUAUACCUUUACAACACCAUAUUGUGGAAGUCAAACGAUUGAGAUAAAUGAAGAGCUUGCGAGAGGAGCAACCUCUGAAGAUAACAACUGUGGUCUUUAUUGGGAGGACUGCAAAGAGCAAAUUGAUUUGGCUGCACUGGCAUCGAAAGAGCCCAUUCUCUUCUAUGAUGAGGUAAUCUUGUAUGAAGAUGAAUUGGCGGAUAGUGGUGUUUCACUUUUAACUGUAAAAGUGAGGGUAAUGCCAAACUCUUGGUUUCUUCUCUUGCGUUUUUGGCUUAGAGUUGAUGGGGUGCUUAUGAGAUUGAGGGACACACGUAUGCAUUGUGUUUUUGCAAAUAGUGCAACCCCCAUUAUUCUUCGAGAAAGCUGUUGGAGGGAAGCCACAUUUAAAGCUUUGUCUGCAAAAGGAUACCCAUCUGAUUCUGCGGCAUAUAAUGAUCCAAGCAUCAUCAGCCAGAGGCUUCCUAUCAUCAUGCAUAAGUCCCAAAAGCUUAAAAUCCCUGGUAACCUAUAAGCUUGUAAUUAAUCGUUCAGAUUACUGUGACACAAAACUGUACUGAAUCUCGUGCAAAAGACGCAAAUCAGUCCCAUUUAACAGUUAUAAUCUCCUUUGUGGUAAACACAUCCAUGUCUACACUCUCAUUUUCAUCAUCUGUGUUUGAUUGGUGAGCUAUUCUAUUGAAUAACAUUUAGAGAAUUGAAGAACAAUUUUAUGCUGCUUUAACA